This is a messenger RNA of Meyerozyma guilliermondii ATCC 6260, 861 nucleotides long. It is a transcript of the gene GCN4, whose product is annotated as amino acid starvation-responsive transcription factor. Gene Ontology annotation, biological process: positive regulation of cellular response to amino acid starvation. Bases 1 to 861 code for a protein of 286 amino acids. The transcript has a single exon. Gene Ontology annotation, molecular function: DNA-binding transcription factor activity, RNA polymerase II-specific; RNA polymerase II cis-regulatory region sequence-specific DNA binding. The record is from RefSeq and is a predicted model, not a curated record. NCBI's taxonomy places the organism in Eukaryota, Fungi, Ascomycota, Pichiomycetes, Serinales, Debaryomycetaceae. Gene Ontology annotation, cellular component: transcription regulator complex.
AUGUCUGCUGCUAACCCUAUGAUUUUAACCGGAGAUUCAUUCGAAUCUGCCGAUGUUUUCAAUUCUGCGUCUGCUACUUCUGAUCGUACUUUGGGCAGCCAAAUGCUUGCCAUGAAAGCGUCAGAAAAUAGCGAAGAGUUAAACUCCCACCUCCCUCCUGUAAUCGAAGCCAUGGGAGGCAUUGGUGGUGAUUUUGACGCUUCACCACUUCACGUCCAGUCCUCGGUAUUAGACUCCGUGUUUAGUACCACCUUAGAGGGCAAUGACGUCCAAGAUCACACUCCUAUGUUUGAUGAGCUUGACCUCAUUAUGGACGGUGCUAAGGUGAACCUGCUGGAUGAUUGGGUUGCCUUGUUUGGUGAUGAAUCCGAAGAGACUUCGGUUCCUGAACUGAGCUUGGUAACUCAUGAAGACAUCAAUCUUUCUGAGCUAAAAGAUUUUGCGCAGCCAAGCCGCAAGAGAAUGUUCUCAGAGGUUGAAUCGUCUACUGUAUCUUCUAUGAAUGUGCAGGACCAGCUAUUCACCCCAAAGACAUCGUCCUCAUUGCCAACACCCGUUUUGGACAAUGAAACUUUGAAACCCUCGAGGUCAUCGACUAAGGUUGAUCACUUGGGAUGUGUUACGUACUCCAAGAAGCAAAGAUCCCAGCCUUUACCUCCAGUUGCUACUGAAUCCACAGACCCUAUUCUGUUGAAGAGAGCCAAGAACACUGAAGCCGCUCGUCGGUCUCGUGCUCGUAAAAUGGAACGUAUGUCUCAGUUGGAAGACAAGGUGGAGAAGUUGAUGGGAGAAAAGUCAGAUUUAGAGCUGGAAGUCAAUCGCUUAAGAGAAAUACUAAGAGCGAAAAACAUCAGUUUCUAA